AUGAUAAACUCAGAUUAAAUGAGAAAGUCAAGUUCCCAAAGUGCUAUUAUAAGCACAAUGUAGAAUCAAAGAUUUUACUGUAGCUAAAAAUUAAAGACCCCCAAUAAGGAAUUCUUAAAAAGCAAUCGAAGUUAAGUUUCUGUCUCAGAAUAGCAAGACAGUAAGUCCAGAGUGAAUACAUUAUUUGAAAAAAUUAAAGCUUAAAAUACGAAUAUUCAUAAGUCAGAAAACAACCUUUUUUUAAAAGUAGAAGGAGCAAUCUUAGAAUUGUAUAAUUAAUAUGAACAAAAUUAUUAAGGACUUGGAUCACUUGACAGAAUUAAGACAGUUUAAGAAAAUUUAUCAGUGGAAUUCAAAAAAUAAAAUGAUUAACUAAUCAAGACAUUUGAUGGUUUAAAGUUAUCAGACUUAUAAUAAAAUGGAGUUAAUCAAAUAUAAAUUGAUAGAUACUAAUUUUAUUAUUUCAGGUUAAGAAUUUUAGAUAAACAUACACCAAUUCAUAUUCACUUACAAUUACCAGAAUCAUUAUCAUUUUUAUUAUUUAAAUUGAUGCUUUCUGUUAAAAUUGAAUUUCCAACUAAAUUUAAUGCAGAUUAAAUAAUCUAAAGUAAUUAUGCAAAAGUCUAUUCAAGUAAUCCACAUGCUCAUUAUUUUAAAGAAGAAUUCCUUUAUUUAACAUUUUAUUCUCAUGUUGAUUUUAUAUUAAAGAUAUAAGUUCAUUUUGGAUAAUUGAAUACUGAAAAAACCCCAUCUCGCCAAAAUUAAUCUAGAUCACCUAAAUUAAAAAUGGUUCAUAGUGAAAAUGCUAAAUUUAUACAUACUCCUGAUAGAAGAAGAGAGAAGAAAGGGUAUUCUUAGAUAAAAUCUAAUAUUUAUUAAUCAUCUAUAGAAAAAGAAACAGAAUGCAGUAGAGUAUAGACUGAAAAUUCAGAUAAAAGAAAAUUUAUUAAAAUAUAACCAGUUUAAUCUAAAUUAAGCACAUUAUUAACAUUAAUAGGAAAAGAAUUUUAAGGUAUGACAAAAGAGGAAAGAUUAAAAAAGAUUGAAGAACACUAAAUCUAAAAAAGAAAAGAAUUAGAAUAAGAUUAUUAAAAUAAAUAAAAAACAUUUAUGUAUGAAUUAGAAAAAAGAAAAUUAUUAAUAGAAUAACAUUCUAAAAUUAAAAAACAAAAAAUUGAAUUAGUAUAGCAAAAUAAAAAAAAUAAUUAUACUGAAAGAUAAUAAUAUAUUAGAGAUAGAUUAUUAUUAUAAGAAUAAAUGUCUUAAUUUAGAGAAAUAGAACGUUCUUUUAGUAUUAGAAAAGCUUAUGCAUAUAAAGUAUCAUUAAGUUGGGGUAGAUUAAUAAAAUAUAUCCUUUUUAUUGAUACAUUAUAUAAUAUGAUAAAAGUAUUAGAAAAUUUAUUUAAAUUAUUUAGGAUAAUAAAAGAAAAUCUAAAAUAUAAGCAAGAGGUAAAUUAUUGGUUUGGACUCUUAAAACUAAAGCAUUAAUUUCAGCAAAAGAUUAUGGUUAUUCAACUAAAGAAAGAACAAUAACAAAAUCUUGUAUUGCUUUGUAGAUUAUAGCUGUCAAUUUAAGAAAAAAAAUUAAACUAAAAUCUCAAAUAAUUUUGACUAAAUAUCUUAUUUAAAUGAGAUUAGCAGUCACUAUAGUUCAUUAACAUGAUAAAACUUUAAAAAAAAGUAAUAUAAAUUUAUUAUAUAUAGUAAUUUAGAUUUAAAGGAAUUUUAGAAAUUUAAAACAAAAGAAAUUAACUUUUAGAGAUAAAUUCUUUAAAUUAAUAAAAGAUAACAUUAAUUAAAUUAUUGAUGAGCUCUAAAGAUAAUAAGGUAAAAAAACAUUUUAUGAUCUAAACGAUAAACCUGUAUAGUAAAUAGAUAUGUAAUAUAAUAUAAUUAUUUUUAGUCUUUGCAUAAAUUAGUUGAUCGAUGAAUAUUAAAAAUAAAAAAAGUAGAUUUGGUAUGAAUAUAUAAAUAAUAAAUUCUUUGAAAAAGAUUUCCAUAAAGUAUCAUUUUAUAAAAUAUUUAGAAAAUGAAAGAUUUUGCAAUUAAUUUGAAAGAACCUUAAUUAUAUGAAGUUCCUAAAAGAAAGGAAUUGAUGUAAAUAAUUGAGAAAUAUGGUAAGAUUAAAAAAUUACUCUGAUUAUAUAUAUAAUUAAUGAUAAAAAAUAGAUUACUUUAAAGAAGUUCUUCUAAACUAACUCAAUCUUAAACAUCUUUAAUGAAUUAAUCAAUGACUAUGUAAUCAAUUAUUCAAUAUUUAUAGAAUUAACAGUAUUAAAAGAUAGUCAUCAAUUCUUUCAUUAGAAAAACAGACUGAAGAAAAUGGUACUACAAAAUUAAUGAAAAAGAUAACUUAAAAAUAGACUCAUGGAAGUAUGGAUGAUAUUUCAAGAUUAUUGCCUUUAAAUGAUAAUCUGAUAAAUGUUUAUAAUGAUUUUGAAGAUAAUUAUAGAGUUGUUAGAGAAUCAAACAAAUUCAAAUGUGAAGCACCUUAAACAAGUAAAUAAGAAAUUAUCUAAAUUAAUACUUCUAAUAUUUUAAAAGUGGCAGAUGGUUUACAUUUAUGCGAUUUAAAUCCUGAAAAGCUGAAUCGAAUAUAAAUUUAUAGAUUUAGAUUUUAUUAUUUUAGAGCUAGAGUGAAGAAUAAACUAAACCCUUUAUAAAUGUAUUUUACAUUCCCUGAUAAAACAUAAAAUUAAAUUUAUAAAGUGUUUUUAUCAACAACUGUUGAAUUUCCAACUAAAUUCAAUUGUGAACAAUCUACUUCUAGUAGAUCAAUUAAAGUGAAAACUAAAUCAGGCACUAAAUUUUUUAUUGAGGAUUAUAUUUACAUAACUCUAUAUGCUGAAUCAGAUUUCAUUAUAACAAUGCAUUUAGUAUUUGGAGAAUUUCAUAAUUCAAUUUUAAGUGCAAAAUAAUAAGAACCUUAAAGAUAUUAUAAAUAUUGGGAUGAAGAUAAAAAAAGUAUGUCACCCAAAAAAGAUAAGAUCCUAUAAAACUUAGAUUAAUCUCGAUAUAAAAGUACUUAAAAACUAAAAGAUUUUUUAAAGGGAGCAGGUAUAAAUAUAAAUAAUAUAAAAUGUAGAAGUUAGUGCAAAAAAGAUAAUUACAGUAGUUUAAAAGGGAAAGUAAAUUGAAAAAGAGAGAUAAGAAGAAAGAAGCAUUAAAAUGUUAGUAAAAUCAUAAAUUCAAGAAUUUCGUAAAGUUGAAAAAAGUAUUUUAUAAUAAAAAUUCGAUAAAUAAUAUUAAUGCAAAUAAUGGUAAUAAAUGAUUUCAUUAAUUGAAAUUUGUGGAUAAGUUUAUAAUAUUUUAUAUGUAAUUAUUAUAAAUAAUUUAGGAAAGAAAAAGAAGGCUAAGAAUUUAAGCAAAAGCAAAGUUAAUAGUUUUAAGAUUAAGAACAAAGUUAUUCAUAGAAGUUUAAUAAUUUGGACAAAAUCCAUUUGAAAGAUGCAAUAAUAAAUCUUUAUUAUUAUUAAAGACUAUAAGUAACCAUUUAUAAGAAAAUUCUAAAAAAAGAGCUCAAAAAAUUGCGACUGAUUUUUUGAAAAAGACUCUCAUAUUUUAAACUGCUUUGAUUGCUCAUCAUAAAAUGGUUUCAAAAGGUACAAUAUAUCUUUAAUGUAGUAAGAAUGAUUAUUAAAGUAUUUAAAACUAAAAAGUUUUAGAAACGGGCUUUUAAGGAUAGAUUUUGGAGAUUAAUUAAAAAUUAUUUUGGUCAAAAUAAUGGGCCUUAAUUAUUUGCUACAUCUUAAGUUAAAGUGAUUCAAAUAGAUAAACCAUUAAUGUCCAAAUUAAUCGAGUAAUAUAUUCAAAAUAGGAAAUUAUAAUGGUCUUAAUCAUAUAAAUAAAAUAAAUAAUCUGAUGACAAAUUAACUCGAAUUCCAGAAAUAAUUAUAUUUUAAUUACCUAAUGAUAAAGAAUUAAAGUAAAUCAUGAAGGAAUAUUAUGUCUAAAAGAAAUACAACUGA
This is a messenger RNA of Paramecium pentaurelia, 3968 nucleotides long. NCBI's taxonomy places the organism in Eukaryota, Ciliophora, Oligohymenophorea, Peniculida, Parameciidae. The record is from the annotation of a GenBank genome assembly.